AUGGCUCCUCAUACAACACGCCCUCCAGGCAGGAUUCGUAUCAUCUGGACAAAAUUUGUCAAUAGCUUGAACUUUUUUCGCAUUCACGCCAUCUACUUCACCCUCACACCGAUCAUAAUGGCCUGCAUCAUCUUCGCCGUUAAUGGGGAGUAUCACAUGGAGUUUGUCGACGCGCUUUUCUUGUCGUAUAGUGCGAUCACGACGACAGGAUUGGCGAGCAUCAACGUCAGCUCGGCGACUGCGCUCCAGCAGUUCCUUAUCAUGUCGCAGAUGUUGCUUGGGCAGCUGGUGACAGUCAGUUGGGUGAUGGUAUAUGUCCGGAGACGGUUCUUCAUGAAAAAGUUUGAGCAUCUCGUGCGGCUCAGUCGGUCCCGCACCCAGGCCACAACCAACGCGGAGACCACGGCUCUGCGUAACCGUUUCCCCACCAUCUUUGCGCGUGCCCGUACGAGCUCUAUACGUCCACCUCCUCGGAUGGGAGACAAGAAGAAGCAUAAAGGACCCCUCUCGCUGGCGAUGAUCAAGCGGCUUUCGAGUGCGCCGCAGAAGGUCGACCCGAGUGGGAGGCUCGUAAGCAACCUGGAGAAAACACGCACUCGCACGGCAGAGGAUCCGGGACUGAGGUUCACCUCCCAGCCGAUACUGCUUUCGCCCCAGCAGAUGACGGGCACAUCGAAUGGGUUCCCGCAUCGAUAUGAUAGGUCGUAUUUCAGGGAUGAUGAGGAUCUUGAAGGACCGAAUUUUAUCGAGCCAGAAGAAGAAGAUCUGCCACCGAGACCUCUGAGGAGCCCUGGUCAGGAGACGCACUUUGCUCGAAGUCAGACCAUCGAGAUUCGGGAACCGAACAUCGAUCGAAUGCCACGCACGCAAACAGUCGACUUCCGCGAACCGCACCGGCCACCUAUCGAACGCCUAAACUCGCGUGCGACGACGUUCGAUGGGCGCUCUUACCAAUCCCGCAGACGCUCAUCCAUGUCCGGCGAGCCGUUCAACUCGAGCCAUAGGGAUUACCGUGACCAGGGCUUUGGAGGGUGGCCAGGACCGAACCGGCUCAUCGCGAGAUUGCACAAGAAGUUGUUCCCCAAAAUGCAUCUAUCCCUGUCGAGAACAAUGUCGGUCGCGCUUUCGGAAACGCUUCCGACAACUACGCACCAAUCGACUUAUCUUUCGUUCCAGGCUGUCGUAGGGCGAAACUCGAACUUUUUUGGAUUAACAUCAGAUCAGCUCGAAGAGCUUGGUGGUGUCGAGUACCGCGCUUUGGGAUUACUGCUAUGGCUUAUCCCAUCUUACAUGCUCCUAAUCUACCUUUCUGUGUUCGCAGCCUGUGCGAUCACCGCCGGUCUGCAUAAUAAUUACGCGUACGUGUUCGACGCCCAGCAAGGGCCAGUCAAUCCGGUUUGGUUUGGAUGCUUCCAAACUUUCGCCGCCUUCUCCAAUGCUGGCAUGUCACUCGUCGACACUUCGAUGGUGCCAUUCCAGACAGCCUAUGCUAUGAUAUUCUUCAUGAUCAUCGCUAUCCUGGGUGGUAACACUGCUUUCCCUGUCUUUCUUCGUCUCAUGAUAUGGAUUAUAUCAAAGCUCACAUCCAAUACCACACCCAUGGCAGAGACGCUUCGUUUCCUCCUGGAUCACCCACGGCGCUGUUUCGUAUACCUGUUUCCUUCUCCCCAGACUUGGCUGCUCACGUUGGUGCUCCUCCUCCUAAACUCCAUUGACUGGAUCUGUUUCGGUCUCUUGGAUAUCGGCAACCCAUACGUUGAAACAAUACCUGUGGGGGUUCGCGUCACAGACGGAUUGUUCCAAGCGAUUUCCGUGAGGGCUGCCGGGUUCGCUAUUGUCCAACUCGCUCUGCUCUCUCCUGCAGUCAAGCUUCUGUAUAUGACCAUGAUGUAUAUCUCCGCCUAUCCCAUAGCUAUGUCUGUGCGGUCCACGAAUGUGUACGAAGAAAAGUCUAUGGGCGUCUAUGACGAUGAGAGUAUGGAUGAGAACGAUGCGCCAACCGGGGAAUGGAAGUCUUACCUUGCAUGGCACAUCAAAAGGCAGUUGGCCUUCGAUAUCUGGUGGAUCUUUCUCGCUAUGCUGGUCAUUUGCAUCACCGAGCGGGGCAAGAUCUUGGAUCCGACCAACCCGUCUGUCGACAUCUUUCCCAUCAUGUUCGAAGUUGUCUCUGCGUACGGGACAAACGGAAUGAGCCUCGGGGUUUCCUACGACAAUUUCUCCCUGGCGGGUAGCUUUUCUCCCUUAUCAAAGGUUGUCCUCUGCCUCGUCAUGCUUCGGGGAAGGCACCGUGGACUGCCUCUUGCGAUUGAUCGCGCCGUCGUCCUGCCUUGGGAAUUCGAGCAGAAGAAGGAGGACGAACAGCCGGAACAAGACGACCCGCCGGCGGCACAAGAGAACGAAGUGCCGGAACCGGAGGAGCACGAGUUGGGUCAGGUGUCGGGGAGCAGCGAGAGUGAGCCUUCAUCUACUACAUUGCGCAGCGACGAGCAAGCAAGUCCACAGCAGACGGGAUCAACUGUUCCGCCGCAUCCGCAAUAGCUUUAUAGACAACAAACCACUACAGCAACAUCUCUUGGCAAUCUUGGCACCAUCUACGGUUCACAAUCUUGAACAACUCCAGUGGAUUCAUCACACGCAUAUUUCAUCUGUACAGAACACGCAAGGCAACUUCAUGUAUUCAACGAUCUCAUUGAACGAUUGGCAUCCCCAGACUCAAUAGAACUAUACCGAUUUCU
This is a messenger RNA of Dacryopinax primogenitus, 2735 nucleotides long. RefSeq lists its product as uncharacterized. The transcript has 14 exons. The coding region runs from base 1 to 2538 and encodes 845 amino acids. NCBI's taxonomy places the organism in Eukaryota, Fungi, Basidiomycota, Dacrymycetes, Dacrymycetales, Dacrymycetaceae. Gene Ontology annotation, cellular component: plasma membrane. Gene Ontology annotation, molecular function: high-affinity potassium ion transmembrane transporter activity. Gene Ontology annotation, biological process: potassium ion import across plasma membrane; intracellular potassium ion homeostasis. The record is from RefSeq and is a predicted model, not a curated record.